AUGUACACAGAAAUGCCCUGUUUGGAACCAGUAGAAACCAAUGUUAAUAUCAGUGAGGAGACAAAUAUUGGCCAUAACAGCUGCCAAGAAGAACCUGAUGAAAACAAUGGUCAUGACAUCUGCCAGGAAGAACCUGAGGACAAUAUUAGCCAUCACAGCUAUCAGGAGCAACCUGAGGAGCCUGGCACAGAGAUCAGCCAGGGUAUUGCCUCAGAGGAAGUGGAAAUUCUAGAAGAACAAGAGGAAGAAGAAAACAAUAGUGAUGACAUGCUUAUAUCUAGUGGGGAAGAAGAAAGCAUUUGUGAUGAUCUGUUUCCAUCACUUGAGGUCUGCAAUGAACAUGGAUUUGACAAACUAUGCCCGGACCCAACUGGCUGGAUAGACCUCGAACAAUGUGUUGGAUCAGGAGGAUUUGGAGUAAUCCAUAAGGCAUGGCAUUUUAAGGAAAAGAAAGAAGUGGCCAUAAAAGUGAUAAAAGACCUUAGGGAUAAUGAAGAGAUCCUUGCUGAACUGUACGUACUUGAACGCGUUUCUGGCCACGACAACUUCCCUGCCUUUUAUGGAGCCUUUUAUCUACGGCCCAGCAUUUCAAAUGAAGAGGCGCUAUGGAUUGCUAUGACAAUGUGUGCUGGUGGCUCCGUAGACGCCUUAAUUAGGAGCACGCCCAAUAGAUCCUUGGAUGAGACCUGGAUUUCAUACAUAUGCAAGAAAGUUUUACAGGGCCUGGAUUACUUACAGGAACUGAACGUGAUACAUCAUGAUCUCAAGGGCGCCAAUAUAAUGUUAACUUCUACGGCCCGUGUGAAGAUAAUUGAUUUUGGCCUUGCCACAAUAGGGCCCAUCAGUACAAGUAAUGCAGGAACCCGCUGUUGGAUGGCACCUGAAGUCCAUGCAUGUUUUACAAGAAGUGUACAUUAUAACUACAAGGUGGAUGUGUGGUCUUUAGGAAUCACAGCCAUAGAAAUGGCAGAAUACAAUCCUCCACACAUUAAACUCCGUGGUGCUGAGCUUUCCGAAAGGAUUAUGAAUGGUCCAGCUCCAGCUCUAAAAGAGGAUAUAUGGAGUAAUAAAUUCCAGAGAUUUAUUAAUAAAUGCCUUCAGAAGGAUCCAGCCAAAAGACCAUUCGCAAAGGAACUCCUAUUAAACCGAUUCAUCACAUAUAAUCGAGAUGAAGACGAGGUGCAAUAUAGCAUAGCAGAGCAUAUACAUAAAGGUAAUGCAAAUGACUCAUAUUCUCUACAAUCAAAAAGCAAUUACUGGGAAAACUUUAAUGCCUAUGUGGUUAUUCAAGGCUUUAGAACACGCUGCAUGGUUAGCUUGACACGUUUCGCCCUCAAUCAUAAGCACAAAAAAGCAAAGUCACUGUAUGUAAACUUUGCUCUGAUGUUUGGGACCCUGGUGGCUGUAGCAGCAUGCACCCCAGAAGCUGAUCUGGUCCAGGAUUCCAUUGCCAUAAAAGAUCCUGACAAUGGAUGUGAUGCAGCCAGAAAUGGCCAUCAGCCAUCAUUCCUACAGUUUGUAGGCCAGAAAUUAUACCUCAUUAAGAUGAAUGUGCUGGACAGAAGAAAUGUCAAUCAGUUAGGUGAUUGA
This is a messenger RNA of Xenopus laevis (African clawed frog), 1590 nucleotides long. RefSeq names its product traf2 and NCK-interacting protein kinase-like. Bases 1 to 1590 code for a protein of 529 amino acids. The record is from RefSeq and is a predicted model, not a curated record. NCBI's taxonomy places the organism in Eukaryota, Metazoa, Chordata, Amphibia, Anura, Pipidae. The transcript is spliced from 17 exons.